AUGAUAUCUUCCUUCCAACAACAUGGCUGUGCACAUCAGGCUAUAGAAUUGUUUAAGAAUAUGCUUGAAGAGGGGAUUAAACCAUCUUAUAUUACAUUUGUUAGCGUUUUAUCUGCUUGUAGCCAUACUGGCCGAGUUGAUGAAGGAUUUUAUUACUUUAAUGCCAUGAGUGAGCAACACAAUAUAAAUCCUGGCCAUGAGCACUAUGCUUGCAUGGUCGACUUGCUUAGUCGUGCAGGUCGACUUGGUGAAGCAAAGAACUUUGUAGAUUCAAUGCCGAUUAAACCAGGUGCAUCAGUCUGGGGAGCUCUACUCGGGGCUUGUAAUAGAUUUGGGAAUCUUGAAAUGGGCGUAGAAGUUGCUGAGAGGCUGUUUGUGAUCGAACCUCAUAAUCCCGGAAAUUAUGUACUUCUUUCUAAUAUCUACACAUGUAAAGGAAGGUUAAAAGAAGCAAGUGAAGUGAGAAGACUAAUGAGACUCAAUCAGGUUAGCAAAAAAACUGGGUAUAGCUGGAUUGACUCCAAUAACCAAGAUGCACGUCUUUACAAGUGA
Daucus carota subsp. sativus is the source of this 552-nucleotide messenger RNA. RefSeq names its product pentatricopeptide repeat-containing protein At2g13600-like. Gene Ontology annotation, cellular component: intracellular membrane-bounded organelle. The transcript has a single exon. Gene Ontology annotation, biological process: RNA modification. The coding region runs from base 1 to 552 and encodes 183 amino acids. Lineage: Eukaryota; Viridiplantae; Streptophyta; Magnoliopsida; Apiales; Apiaceae. The record is from RefSeq and is a predicted model, not a curated record. Gene Ontology annotation, molecular function: protein binding; RNA binding.